This is a messenger RNA of Guillardia theta CCMP2712, 540 nucleotides long. RefSeq lists its product as hypothetical. Gene Ontology annotation, molecular function: microtubule binding. Gene Ontology annotation, biological process: centrosome localization; vesicle transport along microtubule; establishment of mitotic spindle orientation. Lineage: Eukaryota; Cryptophyceae; Pyrenomonadales; Geminigeraceae. The transcript is spliced from 2 exons. The coding region runs from base 1 to 540 and encodes 179 amino acids. Gene Ontology annotation, cellular component: kinetochore; centrosome; kinesin complex. The record is from RefSeq and is a predicted model, not a curated record.
AUGAUGGAGGAGGCGGAGAGAAAACUGAAGGAGAAGGAGGAGGAGCUGGGGAGGCUGAGAUCAGAGUUCGAUGAAUUCGUUGAAAGCAGCAAAGAGCUGGAGCAGGCGAUGGAGGAAGAGCUCAAGUCCAAGGACACGGAGAUGCGAAAGCUCGCAACCAGGCUGGAGAGCGAGAGUAAGGAAAAGAAGCUUCUGCAGGAGAAAUGGAACAAGGCAGAGGCAGAAAGGCUCGAUCAGAUAACUUCCCUUCAAAAGCAGAUUGAUGCCCUUAAAUGUAACGAGGAAUCCCUCAAAGGGAAGAAUGCACGACUGGAGAUCGACAAUGAGGAGCUGCAAGCGCGGGAUAGGAGGAUGGAGUCUGAGGUCAUGGUUCUUCAGACCAAACUGGACAAUGCUCUUGAAAAGAUUGCAUUCCUGGAACAAGACCAGGAAGACAUGACCUCGACCCUCAAGGAGACGAACCAGAGGCUGUUGGACGAGAUACGUGACUUGAAGGCAGAGAUUGUUGCACUGAGAAGCCCUGCAAGGACAUGUGAGUGA